AUGCAGCCAAUUUCCCGAUUUCAACAACUACCUCGCGUUUCUUCUGUGCAAGGGAGAGAACCAACCAGUGGAGGCCUCCCGGACCACCAGUUACGCGCUACAGUGGGCACCGUUAUAUCGUGUAUUGUGGAGCAGCAGGGUGGGCUGCACGCGUGGACGGAUCUGCUGCAAGUGAUGCUGCAGUGUCUGGAUUCGAAUGAUUUCAGCCACAUGGAAGGGGCCCUGGAUGCCCUUUUUAAGAUGAGCGAGGACAUGCCUUUGCAGCUCGACAGGGACAUCCCCGGCCUGGCAGAGCGCCCCAUCACCGUCUUCCUGCCUCGCCUGCUGCAGCAAUUCGCCUCGCCACACGCCAGCCUGAGAAAGCUGGCUCUGGGGAGCGUCAACCAGUUCAUCCUGCACAUGCCCAGGGUGCUGUUAGUCAACAUGGACAGCUACCUGCAGGGCCUCUUUGCGCUCGGAUCCGACCCAAUCCCGGAAGUCCGCAGGCUGGUGUGCUCAGCUGUGGUCCAGCUGAUUGAGUUGCAACCUUCCUUCCUCCAACCGCACAUGCGCAAUGUGAUAGAGUACAUGCUCGCAUCCACGCGGGAUUCUGAUCCCGAUGUGGCACUAGAGGCGUGUGAGUUUUGGUCCGCCUACUGCGAGAACAACCAGUCGCCCGAGAUGCUGCGGGAGUUCCUGCCCCAGCUUGUAACGGUGCUGCUGACGAAUAUGGUGUAUGCAGAUGACGACGAGGCGGUCAUCGAUGCUGAGGACGAAGGAGACGCACCCGAUUCUGAUCAGGAUCUCAAGCCGCGAUUCCAUCAGUCCAGGCUGCACGGUGCCAAUGGCGAGGACGCCGAAGAGGACUACGAUGAGAGUGCAAGCACGUGGAACCUGCGCAAGUGCAGUGCAGCAGGGCUGGACAUCCUCUCGCACGUCUUUGGGGACGCGCUGCUGCCCAUCCUCAUGCCUCUCAUCCAGACGAAUCUUGCAGACCGCAGCGAGGGCAAGUGGAAGGAGAGGGAAGCUUCAGUCUUGGCCGUGGGAGCUGUAGCAGAGGGCUGCAUUGACGGGCUGCUGCCUGCGCUGCCGCAGAUGAUCGCCCACCUGCUGCCUCUGCUGGAGGACCCGCACCCGCUGGUGCGCAGCAUCACGUGUUGGACGCUCUCGCGCUACUCCAAGUGGAUCGCCCGCGCCGUUGAUAAGCCCGAGGGGCAGCAGCAGUUCGAUGCCGUGCUGACUGGGUUCCUGGCAAGAAUCCUGGAUAACAACAAGCGGGUUCAGGAGGCGGCCUGCUCUGCUUUCGCGACACUGGAAGAGGAGGCGGUGGACGAGUUGCCUGAUCGCCUGGAGCCAAUUCUGCAGCACCUCGCCUUCGCAUUCAGCAAGUACCAGCGGCGCAACCUGCGCAUUCUGUACGAUGCAGUGGGCACUCUGGCAGACUGUGUGGGGGGAACACUGCAAGAUCCGCGUUACAUCGCAGUGCUGAUGCCGCCUCUCACAACCAAGUGGCAGCAGAUAUCCGACUUUGAUCGCGACAUCUUUCCACUGCUCGAGUGCUUCACCUCCGUCGCUCAGGCACUGGGCCCUGCCUUUGCUCCAUAUGCCGAGACGGUGCUGGCUCGCUGCUGCCACAUCAUCAGAGUGCAGCUCGUGGCACAGAAGGACCCAGCAGCAGCAGGGGCGCCAUACGACAAGGAGUUUAUAGUGUGCGCUCUGGAUCUCAGCUCAGGAGUCGUGGAGGGGCUUGGACCGUCAGUUGAGCCGCUGAUCGCCAAGAGCGGCUUGACAGACCUGCUGUUGCAGUGCUGUGCUGUGGAUGCCAACGAUGUCAAGCAGAGCUCACUGGCCUUGCUGGGUGAUUUGACUAAGUCGUGUGUGCAGCAAGUGCGGCCGCGCCUCAACGACUUCCUCUCCGUGUGCGUGACCCAGCUGAACGGCCCCGAGUCCUUUGUGCACGAAAAGAUUUCAGUCGCCAACAACGCAUGCUGGGCUCUGGGCGAGCUGGCUGUGAAGGUGCGAGAGGAGAUCUCGCCAGCGGUGGUGCCGGUGCUGAAUAACAUCGUUCCCGUCCUCACCUCUGCACAGAAUCCACGGGGCACCAAUCUAGCCCUUGUGGAGAACUGUGCAAUCACGCUCGGCCGCUUUGCAUGGGUGUGUCCUGACGUGCUGGCGCCCCAGGCGUCUCACUUCCUCGUGCCCUUCCUCACCACACUCAAGGGGGUUCGUGAUGAUGUUGAGAAAGAAGAGGCGUUUAAAGGGCUCUGCGCUGUGCUGCGCCUGAACCCCAUGGCAGCAUCUACCGCCAUCCACCCACUGCUGCUCGCCAUUGGCAGCUGGAGGGAGAUUCACAGUGCAGAGCUGAAGGCGGAGAUUCACCAGCUGCUGCAGGGCUUUAAGCAGAUGCUAGUGGAGGCAGGCACGUGGGAUCAAAUCCUGCAGUCCACUGACAAGCAGCUGCUGCAGAAGCUCAGUGCCACGUACGGGAUCUAG
Molecule: messenger RNA, 2472 nt
Organism: Closterium sp. Yama58-4
Lineage: Eukaryota; Viridiplantae; Streptophyta; Zygnematophyceae; Desmidiales; Closteriaceae
Source: the annotation of a GenBank genome assembly